AUGUCAAUAAUAAAUAAUAAAAAUAAAAAUGAUUUAAGUGUUUCAAAAGAUAAUAUUGAAACAUUUAAUGAAAUAUUAAAAGAAUUACAAAAAAGUGGAUUUAAAUCAAUGAUAUGCAAUUUAGAUGAUGAAGUUGUUUAUUGUGGUUCCGAUGAUUGUGAAAUGAUUAAAUUCAACGAAAUUGUAGAAAUAAAGAACAUUUUUAAUGGAAGCAAUCCUUUAGGAUUUUUUAUAGGUGGACAAAGGUAUUUUUUAAAGCUCUCAGAUGAUUAUACAAUUAGAGGUUCAGGAUGCUCCGGUAUUACAGAAAAUAUAAUUAUAGAAAGAACAAAUAACAAUAAAUGCUUUAUAUCAAUUUACGAUGCCAUCAACACAAGUAUCAACGAUGCAGAAGAAAAAUUCCAAUUAAUAUUAAAAUAUUAUUUUAAAAACAAUAAAGAUGAAAUAAUUUCAAAUAAUUAUAAAUAA
This is a messenger RNA of Dictyostelium purpureum, 468 nucleotides long. RefSeq lists its product as uncharacterized. The transcript has a single exon. The record is from RefSeq and is a predicted model, not a curated record. Lineage: Eukaryota; Evosea; Eumycetozoa; Dictyosteliales; Dictyosteliaceae. Gene Ontology annotation, molecular function: actin binding. Bases 1 to 468 code for a protein of 155 amino acids.